ACAACAUUAGGCUCGACAGACACACGGCGGCUAUCAUGUGAGGAUCAGGUCACUGAAGGAGAACCGCAGCGCUGAAAUUAAAUGUGUUAACCGACCCUGUGAGGAUAGUUUGUGACUUCCACUGCGGAAAUAUUGCGGAUAAAACGGCGGAGGACUCCAGCGGGACCGUUGUCAUUUCAUCGGCCGUUUAUUUUAAUGGACCUUUCCUCUGUGAGCAACCAGUCAAGCAUGGUGGCACACACAUCAUAGGAGGAGUCCAGUACUGACGGCGUGGAAGGAGUAACCAGGAGAGGAGAAGAAGAGAGCGAUAGUUAGAGGAGGGGACUGGACCCCGGCGAGCAUCAGAGCAGAUGGGUGAGACGGAGGAUGAACGUACAGCGCAGGCCAGCCAGCUCUUUGAGAACUUUGUCCAGGCGUCCACCUGUAAGGGGACGCUGCAGGCCUUCAGCAUCCUCUGCAGGCAGCUGGAGCUGGAUCCUCUGGACUACAGCAACUUCUACAGCUCACUGAAGGCGGCAAUCAGCACAUGGAAGGUCAAGGCUCUGUGGACCAAACUGGACAAAAGGGCGCAGCACAAGGUCUACAGCCAGAAUAAAGCCUGCGAGGGCACCAGGUGCCUGAUCAUCGGCGGAGGUCCCUGUGGUCUGCGAACGGCCAUCGAGCUGGCCCUGCUGGGCUGCAAGGUCGUGGUGAUCGAGAAGAGAGACACUUUCUCCAGGAACAACGUGCUCCACCUCUGGCCCUUCACCAUUCACGACCUCAGGGGCCUCGGAGCCAAGAAGUUCUACGGCAAGUUCUGCGCCGGCUCCAUCGACCACAUCAGUAUCCGUCAGCUCCAGCUGAUGCUGCUGAAAGUCAGUCUGAUUCUGGGAGUUGAGAUUCAUGUCAAUGUGGAGUUCGUCAAACUAUUGGAACCACCGGCGGAGCAGAGCGAGGACAGCCCUGGGUGGCGAGCAGAGGUCCGGCCCUCCAGCCAUCCUGUCUCAGACUUUGACUUCGACGUGGUGAUUGGAGCCGACGGACGCAAAAACACAUUAGACGGUUUCAGUCGCAAAGAGUUUCGGGGUAAGUUGGCCAUUGCCAUCACAGCUAACUUCGUUAACAGAAACACCACCGCAGAGGCCAAAGUGGAAGAAAUCAGCGGCGUGGCCUUCAUCUUCAACCAGAAGUUCUUUCUGGAACUCAAGGAGGAGACGGGAAUUGACUUGGAGAACAUAGUUUACUACAAAGACAACACCCACUACUUUGUCAUGACGGCGAAGAAGCAGAGUCUGCUGGACAAAGGGGUCAUCAUAAACGACUACAUAGAAACAGAGCGACUGCUGAGCCUUGACAACGUCAACAAGGAAGCGUUGCUCUCUUACGCCCGUGAGGCAGCUGACUUCGGCACAAACUACCAGCUGCCAUCCCUGGACUACGCCAUCAACCACUACGGGCAGCCGGACGUGGCCAUGUUUGACUUCACCAGCAUGUACGCUUCAGAGAACGCUGCUCUGCUCAGGGAGAAACACGGACACCAGUUACUCGUGGCGCUGGUGGGAGAUAGUCUGCUUGAGCCCUUCUGGCCGAUGGGUACAGGUUGUGCUCGGGGUUUCCUGGCAGCCUUCGACACAGCUUGGAUGGUGAAGGGCUGGACACAAGGACGGACCCCUCUGGAGAUACUGGCUGAGAGGGAGAGUCUUUACCGCCUGCUGCCUCAGACCACCACAGAGAACAUCAGCAAAAACUUUGAACAGUACGCCAUUGACCCUGCCACCCGCUACCCCAACCUCAACUCCAGCUGUGUGCGCCCACACCAGGUUCGUCACCUGUAUAUUGACGGCCAACAGGGCUCAUGUAACCUGGGAAGAGGAGGUCCCACAGGUAGAUCAGUCAACCUGUCCAGAAAAGAGUCCGAUGUGCGUCCUGGGCGGCUGCUGACCUGGUGUCAGAAGCAGACUCAAGGUUACAGAGGGGUGGACAUCACCAACCUCACAUCUUCAUGGAGGAACGGCCUGGCCCUCUGUGCUCUCAUACACCGCCAAAGGCCUGAGCUCAUUGAUUAUGAAUCUCUUAACGAGGAGGACGUUGCUGGGAAUAACCAGUUGGCAUUUGAUGUGGCUGAGCGGGAGUUCAGCAUCCAGCCAGUGACCACGGGAAAGGAGAUGGCUGCGGAGGCUGAACCGGACAAGCUACUGAUGGUCCUUUACCUUUCCAAGUUCUACGAGGCCUUCAGGAAUUCACCAGUAAACAACGGUACAAGAGAAGCAGAUGAAAACAGAGAAGAUUAUCCGUCUAAAACCAACCACAAACUGAACCUGCCUCCACCCAGGAAGAGGAAUCCCAGGGAUGACAAGACGGUGGAAGACGAUUCUAUCAACAAGCGACCGCGAAAGGGCAACCACUACCUCACAGAGUUGUCUUGUCACAGUGCGCUCCCUGCUGGCGAGGACGGAGAGCUGCGGGAGAAUAAGGUGCGCUCCAUGGCAACUCAGCUGCUAGCCAAAUUUGAGGAGAACUCCUCAACGGCAAAGACACGCAGCAAGUCUGAUGAGGACCCAUCCAGUCCCUCUCUGUCUCCCUCCACGUCCCCACUUCCUCUCUCAGAUGAGGAGGAUGAUGAGGAAGAAGAGGAGGAGGAGGAAGAGAGAGAAAACCCCCGUUUUGCAAAGCCCAAAGACACCCCCCCUCCUCCUCCUCUGCCCCCCACCCGCCCCAAGUGGCAGCCUUCCAUCUACCUUCGCUUACUGGAGAGCUCCAGUUCUGUGACUCCGCAGACCAGCGUCCUCUCUUCCCCCAAACCCUCUCACCCUGAGAGCGGCUACAGUCGCUCUCCUUCCCCCUCAUACUCUAAGAGCCCACUGGGUCCUCCCCGCUCACCCAGCCCUAAUGUUACUGGACAUUACUACCCAGAAUACACCCCACCUGACUUUGCAACCAGUCACUUUUCUGCUUCUACUCUAUCAACUAUCAAUCAUCCUGCUGAGUGUUCAGAAGAGUCACAUGAGCAGAGUAAAGCCCAGAAUCUGACAACUAGAGCGUUUUCUAGGAGGAGUAUAAAGGAGAGAGCCGUCCUCCUCUCCUCCAUGUUUCCUGGGUCCAACAAACCUACUCCUGCUCCUCUUUCUGCUCCUUCUGAGUCACAGGUGGAAGUAUCUACCUCUUCCCCUCUUUCUUCAUCCCCACCUCCUCCUUCCUCUGCCUCUGUAUCUAAGAGCUCCGCCGUCUACCCUGUGGUCCACCCUGUCCCUGACCCCACUGUCCAGGCUGGCUUCUCCUCUGUCUCCUCUCCCCUCUACACCUCUGGACACAAGGACAAGGUUCAGAAAGACUCCUCUCCGCUGUUGUCUUACACUGACUCUGAAAAAACAGAGCAAAUAUCAUCUCUCAGUGUUGAUUCCUCCAUCAAAAUAUCUCCUCCCCUUUCUUUGCCUCGCUCUGACGAGAGUCAGGAGGCCUCUUCUCCCCUCUCUGACACACACUGUGAAAAUGGACACAGCAGCUCGUCUUCUCUGCUGCACACGCAUGAGAGGAAACAUGAGAGCUGUCUAAAUAAUCGUAAGACUGAGCAGCAGGAGGAGGUCCACAAAGCUGCUCAGGAGACACUUGAUGAUGGGAAAUUAGCUGAACAUGAACACAUGAAGUGCAACGGGAGCUGCGCUCUUGAGAACGCCACAAGGAUCAGUCGAAAGUCAAUUGCUCGCUCUGAGAGUUGUCCGACUGGAGCUCCCAGUUACAUUAAGGAGCGCACAGUUGGAAAAGUAUCAUCAGCCAUAGAUGCUAAAGCUCAGUUACUGGCCAUCCUCUAUGAGACAGACCACAGGCCCAAUACCUCUAUGGCUCUAGUUCCGUGGCCAGGGAGGGCUCCUAAGGCUACAGGGAGUGUGGUACGUAAGGACUUCCCCUCCGGGCUCGGCGGCAGCGACAUCUGCCACUUCUGCACCAAGCGGGUGUAUGUCAUGGAGAGACUGAGCGCUGAGGGCUAUUUCUUCCACCGCGAGUGUUUCCGCUGCGACGUCUGUAACUGCACCCUCCGUCUGGGAGGACACACCUUCGACUCACACGAGGCAAAGUUCUACUGCAAGAUGCAUUACGCCCAGCGUCAAUCCAGCACUCACCUGGGCAGGUUCAGAAGGAGAGUGGAAGACCAAAGCCACGUCACCCCCUUGUCGCUGGACAGUGGGAGCUACUCAGCGACGGGCAGCGUCCAGAUCCAUCCCCCAGAUGGACCGUCCAGUUUUCCUCCAGAGCAGCUCGAUAAAGGUCAGAAAAGACUUCCUGAAGACACAGAGAUUGCUGUGGAGGCUCUGGAUGCUUCCUGCAUUGUAAGAUCCACAACACAAGACGCCACAGGGUCCAAGGGCCAAAGCCACGCCAGCACCAAAGAUCAUAGCAACACCAAACAGAAUACUCGAUGGAAAAGGAAGAUCCGAGCGACCUUCCCUCUCAUCUUCAUCAAGCACUUCCAGAGGAGCUACAAAGAGGGACCGGAGACUGUACCUGAAGCCGACUCCGACUUUGAGGAGAUCACUACAGCAGAGCAACAAACUGUCUGUGAUGGCACUUCCAAGACAUCAGCAGAUUCCCCGAAUCAUUCAAAGAGACGUGAGAAGAGCGAAAAACACCCCGCUACAGUAAAGGCAGUCUGCAGCCCGUCCCCCAAAAAGACACGCUUAAAGAUAUCUCCGUCUGAGAAAGAGAAGCUUCUAAACUGGGACGUGGAGGUCACACCAGAGGAACCUCCUGUUACCGCGGACGCCAAGUCUACAAAGCAACACAGAGACCAGGUACAAGCAGAGACAGAAGCAGAUAAGCCUCACACAGACUCGCGCCAGGACGGAGAACCAUCCCAGAGCCAAAGCCCUGCCUCCUCCCACUCAGCCUUCCAGCUUAUAGCCAAUGCCUUCAGGAGGACAUUUAGUGUGACCAAUCCCUCCAGCAGCUCCAACGCUGCAGUCACUAUGAGACCUAAACGUGACGGCCUCCACAGACAGAGGCCCAUGUCGGAGGGAGCGUUGAACUUCAGCUCCUUCCUCAGCUCUGUAGGUCCUGAGCCGUCCGCAGGGCAGAAGAAGGCUGGCAAGCGGGACGUACGGUUGGCGUCUGUAGGGGCCGACCCGUGGGGCGGCGGGCGGGACCUGCCCUCUCUGCUGCAGCAGGUGUCUCUGAAGGGUCGGAGGGACUCUGAAGGGGUGUUCUCUGAUGACAUGGGCUCGCUGCCCCGCAGGAGGGUCGACUUGUUCUCCUCCCUGAGGCUGAGGAAGAAGCAGGCGUCGGAGAGCGAGGGGAAGGACCAGGAGGUUCAAAAGGAAAUCCGGACUAUCCUCACCAACCUCCGAAACAAAGCCUCCAGUCAACAGAACCUGGAAGAGCUUUCCUCUAGUGACGAUGACGAUGAAAAUGAAAAUCUGCCAUUCAAUCAGGAGCUGUGUACAGAGAGACAGAGGAGAAAGCAGGAGAAGAUAGUGGCCCAGCAGACGAAAAGAGAACAGCUGAAGAGACUUCACAGAGCUCAGGUGAUCCAAAGACAACUUGAGGAAGUUGGAGAGAAGCAGAGAGACCUAGAAGAGAGAGGAGUGUCUAUAGAAAAGAUCAUAAGAGGAGAAACAGAACCGUCUGAGGAUGAGGACAGCGAUGAGGCCCAGCUCUAUCAGUCCUGGUUUAAACUUGUCCUGGAGAAGAACAGAUUGGCACGCUAUGAGUCUGAACUCAUGAUCUUCGCCCAAGAGCUUGAACUGGAGGACACACAGAGCCGACUGCAACAAGAUCUACGAUGCAGAAUGGCAAUAGAGGAUACAAAGAAGAGCGCCUCUGAGCUCCAGGAGGAGCAGGGGAUCCUGUCGGAGAUCAUGACGACAGUGGAGAAACGGGACAUGUUGGUCUCCAUACUGGAGGAGCAGAGGCUAAAGGAAAGGGCUGAGGACAAGGACCUGGAAAGCCUCGUGCUGUCCAAGGGCUACGAGUUCCACUGGGCCCAGGCGGAUGACAGCUGGGGGCAGGAGAAGCUGGAGUGUGAGGGUUGAAUCUUGAGCACCAUGGUGGUGAAGAACAGAAUCAUAAAGAUGUAUACACAUCACUAUUUUAAAGAAACAGGGUAAAAUUUUACCACAAUAGUUUGUGUGUGGUUUAUUUGCUAAAAAUCCAGCUGAGGAUGGAAAUGUCAUGAAAGCCCAAAGACAACAGCGAAGCUUUGUCUCUUCAGUUCUCUGUCACAUUGCGCUGGUAUGCUGAGCUCGGAGAAUAAGGAUGACUGGAAAUGGAGCCUGAGCUAAUGACUUCCUUUACAGCCAUGAGGGCUAAUAACAUCUCUGCCAUUAAGGUUAUUUGACCUCUGUGCUCAGAAGGGUAAUCCGUCAUGGCCCAGGCGGACACUGACCUGCUGAAAAUGGUUGUACAAUAUGAUUAACCACUUAUGAUAAUAAUGUGACUGCCUGAAAAUGUAUGCACACUUCAUAAACCAAACUGACUUUCCUAAUCAACAGCUGCUCCAUGUGGUUGCUUGCCUUAAGAGUUAGAACUGCUGUGACAGAUUUCUUACUGCUGUAACACUGUAUAGCCUCACUGGAUAGCACAUGGAACAACUCCUCUGAAGUUGCAGUGUUUGUCACAGUGUGAAUUGUUAUAAAUUUGUGUCAUAAAUCCAGAGAUGUGCUGUAUUUAAAUCACUGUUAGUCAAAUUGUAACUAUUUGUGUGAAUGCAAGCUUUCUUGUGCGUGUUUUAAUAUUAUUUUUUCACUUUAUGUUGGAACACUGUCACAUAAAAUUUAAUUGUAUUCACACCCAGACACAAAUGAGCACAAGAGAAAACAACAUCCUAACUGCAAGGUAUUUGUAGUCAGCAGGUAAGAGGCCAGGUGGCUGACAAUUUCACCCUUUUACUCCUUUGCGACACUAGUUGUCACAUAAUCCAAGACUGAAUCACAGGCCGGAAAACUACUGCUGCACAGGCUGAAACUUACUGCAGGUUGCGGAUGUGGCCACACCCUGAUCACCGAUGUCACAGCCCCUGCCCUCCGUCAGCUGUCAAGGCAACCCACCUGCUGUGAAAUCACUGGGGCGUGGUCAGUGAUGUGACAUGCCUGAAAGAUUUAAUGCAAAGAAGGCAGUUUUAUGCUGCUUCUAGUUUAGAGUGGAUUUAGCCUACUCUGUGACCAACUACUGUCGGUUAAACUGUGAUUGUUUAAGAAGCUAUUUUUUUUUUCUUAUCGCUACAUAGCCAACGUUAGCAUUCACAGCUGUUUAGCUACCAGUCUAGAAGAAACAUUGAGGGUUUAGCAGCAAACUUAAUUACCCACCAAGAGCUGUCUCCAGUGGUGGGAAAAAAAAUUCUAUCACUUCUCUCCUUGUGCUUAAGUUAGCGUGCUUAAGUUAGCAUGCUAACCAGCUAGCUCUGGCCCGGUUGGACUGUCUUGUUACUUUCCGAUACCGAGUCACUGUACAGUUCAGGGUUCUCCGAAGAAGUAGUGCUGCUCAGAAGGCGCAUUGUAACCUCUUGUAAAUGCAACAAUGGCUGAAGCUCUUGCUAAGACUCCUAAGUAAGCAGUUGUUAAUGCUAAUGUUGGCUAUGUAGCGAAUAGCUCCUUCAACCUAUUCUAUGGGCUUUGAGUCAAAAUGACAGGCUUAUCUCCCCCAUGACAAGAUGAAUAAUGUGUUUACAUGUUUUAACCCUAGGAUAAGGAACCACACUUCUAAUUUGGUCCCUAGGCUUUAAAUGUUAUGUUUGAUUAUGGUGUGAAUUAACAAACACUGAGUUAAGAGGAAGUUAUGUUUUCGUGAUAAAAACUGUGUAGUGUUUCUAUUUUGUUUUGGUUUUAUGCUGCUUCAAGUCUUUUGAAUUGAAAAAAAUAUUAAAUAAAAAUGAAUUUAAAAUUUUG
Molecule: messenger RNA, 7853 nt
Organism: Seriola aureovittata
Lineage: Eukaryota; Metazoa; Chordata; Actinopteri; Carangiformes; Carangidae
Gene: mical2b
Product: microtubule associated monooxygenase, calponin and LIM domain containing 2b
Exons: 38
Coding region: 351-6002 (1883 amino acids)
Molecular function (GO): protein binding; FAD binding
Source: RefSeq, a predicted model, not a curated record